Messenger RNA from Chara braunii, 2243 nucleotides. NCBI's taxonomy places the organism in Eukaryota, Viridiplantae, Streptophyta, Charophyceae, Charales, Characeae. The record is from the annotation of a GenBank genome assembly.
AAGUUUGUGCCUAAGUUCUCUGUCAUUGCUCACCCACUCUCACGCCUGACUAGUAAGAAUGUUGCCUAUGCGUGGUGUGAAAAGUGUGAGACUGCGUUCCAAGCCUUGAAAGAGGCUUUGGUGAGUCAUCCUGUGCUCCGCAUUGCGGAUCCCAACCUCACAUUUGUAGUCACGACGGACGCGAGCCAGUCUGGGAUUGGUGCAGUGCUGCAACAAGAUGAUGGUGAUGGCCUGCGUCCGCUUGAAUAUUACAGCAAACGCAUGACCAGCCACAAGGUAGCCACUUCCAYMUACAUGCGGGAGCUCUACGCCUUGCGCGAGGCGCUCACGCAUUGGAAGCRCUACCUCUUGGGUCGCCACUUCAAGGUCUAUUCAGAUCAUCAGACCUUSCAAUGGAUUAAGACACAAACUGAUCUCUCUCCAACUCUGACCCGCUGGCUGCAUGACAUUGAUGUUUUCAACUUUGAACUAAAACAUAAGAAAGGUUGUUAUAAUCGUGUUGCUGAUGCUCUGUCGCGCCAUCCCGAGUAUUUGACUUGCCUUGUGGACUCGUACGACCUUCAGAAACUGAAGGAGGAUCUGGUCGAGCACACUGCCAAGGAUCCGGACCUUAGUCCCAUCCUUGAGCAGCUCAAGGCUGACCCCAACAGUCACCCUGAUUUUCAUGAAUGCGAGGGUCUUGUAUUUCGCCGGUACGGAAAGUUUGACCGUCUGUGUGUACCCAACCAUGCGCCUCUCCGAACUCACUUCUUGGAUCUGGCGCACGGUCGGAGUGGACAUUUUGGCUUUGAGAAGACUUAUGGAAGUCUUCUGCAGCAAUUUGAUUGGCCAGGAAUGAAAGGAUCUGCUCAGAAAUUCAUUGUUGAAUGUCAAGUAUGCCAAAGAAUGAAGGUUCACACGCAUAAGCCUUAUGGCCUACUAAGACCUCUCCCCAUUCCUGAUGGACCCGGUGAAUCGAUUUCCAUGGAUUUCACGGACAUGGGAAAGGUGAGUGAGGCUGGGAAUUCACAAGUCAUGGUCAUUGUGGACCACUUCUCCAAAUUUCUGAACUUGAUUCCUCUCCCUCCUCACGCCCCGACUGAACUUGUAAUAGAAGAAUUCCAUCAGCAGUACAUUCUGCAGUCCGGCGUCCCGAAAACUAUUGUGAGUGAUCGAGACACCAGAUUCAUCAGCAAAGAUUGGAAAGACUUCACGUCUCAGAUCUACGACAUCAAACUGAACAGGACUUCUGGUCGACACCCCGAAGCCAACGGAUUGGCUGAGGAGAUCAACCAGACUGUCAUCCAAUUGCUUCACGCACUAAUUGUUCCAGAUCAAAACACGUGGGACAAGGAAUUGCACAAAGUGAAGGGGCUGUACAACAACUCCAUCCAUUAUGCAGCUGGUGUGACACCAAACCAAUUGCAGUAUGGAUGGCCUAUGCGUAAUCCCCUCUCCUAUCUGUUCCCCGAACGGUCACCUGGUCUGAUGCCCGACAUGCCUGGCUACAAUGCCAAGUACGCACGCUUGCUCAAAGCUGCUACAGCAGCUAUGAACAAGCGCCAGCAUGCCAUGAUCAAACAUGCCAAUAAGCUGCGCAAAGAAGAAAAAUUCAAAGUAGGGGAUUAUGUUUGGGUCAAAAUGUCUGAGUUUUCUGAUGAAGAGGGCAUAUCACGGAAGCUUCUUCCACUGUACUAUGGCCCUCGGCAGAUUCUGAAGGUAGUCGGGGAUGACUUCGGUCCUUCGUACGUGAUUGACGUGCCUCCUCACCUGCGCACGUAUCCAGUCUUCCAUGCCUCCAAACUGUUCCCACACAUUGAUGAUGAGACUUUUCCCUUCCGUGACCCUAUGACACCUCGCCCUAUUGACGGAGGCCAUGAGAUUGACAGAAUCGUUUCUCACGAGGGGAGAGGGAGGAACAAACAAUACAAAGUUCAUUUCCUCUACCACCCGUUGAACGAAUUCUUCUGGAUCGACCGGAAAGAACUGAUAAAGAGUGCUCCACGUGUUGUGAACGCAUAUGAACAACAGAUUGUUGACGGGCAGACCGCUAAGUUUGCUGCAAAGCUCACUCCGUUUGGACUCACUAACACUCUCUUUUUUAUCUAUGCCUAUGACGCCUUCUGUGCCGACUCUGACUGAGUUACUCGCUAGAAGGGACCUCGCUCUCGAGAGGGGAGUAAUGUAAUGACCCGCCCAAAACACAGACUGAGAACACUGCUGAUUUCUGGGAUUUGUCAAUGGAAUGAAUGCCUUGUUGUGAU